Molecule: messenger RNA, 2405 nt
Organism: Botrytis byssoidea
Lineage: Eukaryota; Fungi; Ascomycota; Leotiomycetes; Helotiales; Sclerotiniaceae
Exons: 2
Coding region: 818-1882 (354 amino acids)
Source: RefSeq, a predicted model, not a curated record
CACCGAACUUCAUCUUCUUGAACUUUGUGCAUUACCAUGAAUUAAGUAUAUAGAGCUCUGAUAAUCCCGCUCGUUUGAUUUCUUUUUAUUUUGAUUCAUGUAAGUUUGCUUCAGACAGUCUUUCAAUCUUUCAAUCUUUCAAUCGUGCAAUCUUUCAAGUAUAAAGGAUUGAUUUACACUCUUCGUUCGUUGCUCAUUACUUUCACUCACUUUGUUUCGUGUUUCGAGUUUCGAGUUACCUGUGUUACGAUACGAGGAUAUACAAAAGAAGAAGAAGAAGAAGAAGAAGAACAUCUAUAGUGAAGUAAACGUUCAUUCUCGAAUUCACUCAUUUCUAUCAUAAAGAAUACUCAUCCUCGACUUGGCAAGACUCAAUUAAGAAUUAUAAUACAACAUAAUCGAAUCUUUUCAGCAAGCCAAAGAAAGUCCAUUCAAACGUGCAUUACAUUGCAUUGCAUUGCAUUGCAUGAAGAAGGGAAAGGAGAGGCAAAGGAUUCUUCUUUAAUCGAACAUCCACCUGGGCAUUCAUUCCCAUUCAGUCCAAAAGAGUGUGAUUGGAAAAUCGAACAUUGGAAUCACCUCAUCAUCAUAAGGAUUUAUAUCUACAUAAAAGCCUUGAUGCGACUUCCUACAUUACUUUAUACAUUCCACACACCUACAUUUUCCAAUACAUGCCAACGACUUCCUUCGAUCUCUCACGCUCACCCUCACCCUCACCCUCACCCUCACACUCACUUCAAAACUACAUAACCAACCUCCCUCGUUUACAAUACAAAUACAAAGACAAUACAUCCAUCUAUAUUGUAAUUCCUCAAUUAUGAAUCCAACAAUGUCUCCACCACUCUCAAUGUCUUCGCGCAAAAGAUCCUCAUCCAUUUCAUCAUUCGAUUCUUUUGAUUCGGAUUUCUUCGAACAAACUUAUGUACCACUCUCAAAUCUACCAACCCCACCUCUAUCCUCUCAUUCCUAUGAUACCACGGCAGCUCAAUCACCAAUAUCUCUUUUCAGCUCCGAUGAAAUCCUUGAUCCAGACUAUUUAGGUCCUGCAAUCCAUCUCACAAACUUAAUCCCCUCCUCCACUUCCUUAACCGAUCCCUCCACUCAACUAGUUCACGCCCUGUUAACCCGCGCCGAUCUACCAAUCGAAAUCCUCGCCCUCGCAGUCUGCAUCCUCGAUUCCCUCAAUUCUAGAUUUGCUCGCUCGUGGCGAAUCUCAUAUCCUCUCGAAUCAUCCGAAGAUCAAUUACUCGAACAAUACGACUUCCCAAGUCCACAUUGUGCAGAAGAACAACACAUCGAUUCGACCCAUCCCGAAGUGAUCGUUCUCGCGGCCCUCAUAUUGGCGAUGAAAUUUAUAGAUGAUCAACAAGGAACCACUCUUUACUAUGCGCAGAAAUGGGCAAGAGGAUUGUGGAGUUGUGAUCAGAUUAAUUUUACGCAGAGAGCUAUUAUGGAAAAUUUGAAUUAUCGACUAUUACCACUUUGGGAAGAGGAAAUUAUUGAAGAAGCGAAGAUGAGUAUGGCGAGAGCGGCAAAGAGACAAUCGUUACAAUCGUAUUGUAUGCAAGAUUGGACACAAUCGAUGAAGAAUUGUGGAAUGGGUAGACCGAUGAGUAGUGGGAAGGCUUGUAAGGGAAUUGAAGGAGAAAAUACACCACAACCUACACCAGUUGAGAUACCAUUUUGUGAGGAAUUGGUCAUGGGAAUUGGAAGUGAGCGACCGCUAGGAGGUACAUCGAUGUUAAGUCGAGAGACGAAAAUAGCAUUUGGGGGAUUGUUGAGUGGAGAGUAUCAAGAUGUGGAUAUGGAUUUGGAUUUGGAGAGAUUAUCAAGAUCUGUGGAUCCUUUAAUGGUUCAUGAUGAACAUAUGAAUUUCGUAUGAGGAUGCGCGCAGGAUCAAGGCGAGAAGCUGGAUCGUGUCAUGAUAUGAUGACUUUACGAUCGCAUCUUUUACAACCUCCUUCGGCCCAAAUUUGGGGAUCAUAAGGGUAUUCAAGGAUUGUCUUUUACGGUAAUACGUUACAUGACAGUCUUUCUUUCUCUCCUGGACAACCCGGAAACGAGAAUCAGGAGUCGUGUUUAUGGGAAUGGAAUGGAGUGAAAGGGAAUUUUGGAUCGAAUUGUUCUUGGUUGGAAAUUGGUUGGCAUGGAAAAUGGAAUGGCGCUUUAUACCUCGAGAGAAGAGAUUUUGGAACAAAGGUUCAAAUCUGGUGUUUAUUGCUUUGCUGAGUCGUGGUUGUGGUUGUGGUUGUGAUGAGGAGAGUGGGUGAAUGAGUGGGAUUACAUAGAUUGUACAUGCCUACCUGCCUGUCUGAAUUACCUCCCUCGACUACCAGAGAUUACGUAGUAAUAAUACCUACCUAGUAAUAAUAUACAUUACCUAAUUUAUAUUUUAUAUGAUUUUA